AUGGCCUCCGGGUCGGUUACAGUGCCGCCAGGCGAGGCAGCUGCGCCCCUCAACUUUAUCUACGCGUGUUCCGUUUGUUGCUACACGCUCGCCGACGUAUACGAGGGUCACGAUGAAACGGUCGGUGGCUUUUCGGACGGAAUCAACCCCAGGGACCGCAUAGUCACGCACUUGUACCUCGCGAGCUGCUGUCACGUCUUUUGCGCCAGCCAUUUGGAGAGUGGAGCACCCCAAUUCCACCCCGAAGGACAACGUCCGAAAGCUGCAUGUCCCACUUGCGUCAAAGAGAAGAACGACAGCACUGUGCGCGAUCUGUACUCCAUCCGGGGUUUCCAGAAUGAUGAGCACGACCCAAUGAUUCCGCCAGCCUGGUUCAUUGCGCCGCCAAUGAGCUUCGAGGGCAGUGGGAAGGAAAUUGAGGCGCUCAGGACUAACGAUCGACAGUUCCAAUAUCUGGCUCUCAUCCGCUAUAGUCAAAACACUUACUCCAUGCGUAAGCCGCAGCAAAUCGCACUAGCAGAGACGGAGAACAAGCUGGUUGCUAUGCAGGACCUCGCAUCGAAGGAGCACGCCAAAGUCCUCACCCUGCAACAGGAGAAUGAGCGGUUGCAGGCUGUGGAACGGGAGUCAAACAACCUGGAAGCCGAAGUAGAGCGCCUGCGAGAUGUUGACCGAGAGGUUGAGCAGUAUCGUCGACUGGAUGUCAGUCCCAAAGAUUUGGAGACCUUUAAGAACAACAAAGACGCUAUCCGCCACUACCUCAAAUUGGUGCCUACUCUGAUCGAGCAAAACGACAAGAUGAGAGAGCGUCUAGCGUCAGUCGGCUUUGCCAUGCAACUCGAGCCAGUUCCGAAUCUCAAGAGAUUUGACCUAGAUCUCAUCAACGAUGACGGGGGCAUUAAUGGCGAUUAUUACGGCACCUCCGGUACGACACUUCGCAAGAAGACGACCUCAAGUCACACAGCUGGCAGGUCUGCACACACCUCGGGUGACGUGGUGGUCGCCCCAUCAAGCCCAUUCAUGCAGCGUCCGUCCAAGCGACAACGGAUCGAGUCGCCUCUUCCGAACAAUAUGCAGAUUGACCCGCCGAGCAGUCGAGACGCUAUGCCCCCUCCAAGCAAGGCAGCCUCGCGGAUGCGGUCUGUUCGCAAAAUGUUCCCGACACUGAGGAAGAAAUUCAGCAGUGGGCGCUCCACGCAAGCAUCAGAAUAUGACAUCCAUAGUGGUGAAGACGUUCACAUGGAUGAAGACAGACAGUGGGACGACCCAACAUAUGGCUCAAACGGCAGUAUCAUCAUCGUGACGGAACUCCGUACAUGA
This is a messenger RNA of Parastagonospora nodorum SN15, 1320 nucleotides long. RefSeq lists its product as hypothetical. The transcript has 5 exons. The coding region runs from base 1 to 1320 and encodes 439 amino acids. The record is from RefSeq and is a predicted model, not a curated record. NCBI's taxonomy places the organism in Eukaryota, Fungi, Ascomycota, Dothideomycetes, Pleosporales, Phaeosphaeriaceae.